This is a messenger RNA of Oncorhynchus masou masou (cherry salmon), 482 nucleotides long. Its product is annotated as keratin-associated protein 4-3-like. The annotation marks the transcript as partial. The record is from RefSeq and is a predicted model, not a curated record. NCBI's taxonomy places the organism in Eukaryota, Metazoa, Chordata, Actinopteri, Salmoniformes, Salmonidae. The transcript has a single exon.
AUGUCCUGCUACACCCUGUCCUGCUACAUCCUGUCCUGCUACAUCAUGUCCUACUACACCCUGUCCUGCUACAUCCUGUCCUGCUACAUCCUGUCCUGCUACACCCUGUCCUGCUACAUCCUGUCCUGCUACAUCAUGUCCUGCUACAUCCUGUCCUGCUACACCCUGUCCUGCUAUAUCCUGUCCUACUACAUCCUGUCCUGCUACAUCAUGUCCUGCUACAUCAUGUCCUGCUACACCCUGUCCUGCUACACCCUGUCCUGCUACAUCCUGUCCUGCUACAUCCUGUCCUGCUACACCCUGUCCUGCUACAUCCUGUCCUACUACAUCAUGUCCUGCUACACCCUGUCCUGCUACAUCCUGUCCUGCUACACUCUGUCCUGCUACACACUGUCCUACUACAUCAUGUCCUGCUACAUUCUGUCCUGCUACACCCUGUCCUGCUACACCCUGUCCUGCUACACCCUGUCCUGCUACAUCCU